AUGCGUCUUUCUCUCACUGUCGUGGGAGGUCUUCUCCUCACGGGUGGCCUUGCCUGUCCGGCAAAGCGCCCUACUUCGACCACCAGCGUCACCACUCCUUCUGCCUCGCCCACUGAGGAUGUUGUUUCUUCUACGUCUAUCUCCGAGGAGCCUUCGCAGACCACCAGUGUGGAUGUAACCACUGCUCCCACCACGGAGGCGCAGCCCACCUCUACGAGCAGCACGGCCAAGGUCGAGGAGCCCAGCUCUACGUCGGCCUCGGCCAGCAGCACUUCUGCCUCCAGCAGCGCCGCGCCCUCGCCGACAACAAUCGUUCGGACUUAUCCUGCCGACGUUGUCGACAAGCUGCGUGACAGCAGCAUUGACAAGCUCAAGGACUACCUCAGCAAGAACCCUGCCGGUAGCUGCACACUCGAGAACGCCUCCAUCCGCCGGGAAUGGAGCGAUAUCUCUCCCAAGGAAAGGGAGGAGUAUAUCGCUGCCGUCAAGUGCCUGCAGUCCAAGUCGCCCCGGACCGCGUCGUCCAAGGGCCCCGGCGUGCGCAGCCGCUUCGACGACUUUGUCGCCACGCACAUUGAGCAGACGGACUACAUCCACAACACGGCCAACUUCCUCUCGUGGCACCGCUACUACGUGCACGCCUACGAGAAGGCCCUGCGCGACGAGUGCGGCUACGCGGGCUUCCAGCCCUACUGGAACUGGGACCGCUACGCCAAGGACCCGGCCAACUCGCCCCUCUUCAACGGCAACGCCUCGAGCCUGGGCGGCAACUCGGUCAACGGCGGCUGCGUCCAGUCCGGGCCCUUCAAGGACAUGAGCGUCAACCUGGGGCCCGGCACCUCGCUCGGCUACAACCCGCGCUGCCUCAAGCGCGCCAUCAGCAAGCAGUGGGCGGCGCAGACGACGGCCGACCACACCAUCUCGCUCAUCACGCAGAGCCGCGACAUCGUCUCCUUCCAGGACACGAUGCAGAGCUACGGCGGCGUGCACACGGGCGGGCACUUCACCAUCGGCGGCGACCCGGGCGGCGACAUCCACACCUCGCCCGGCGACCCGGCGUUCUACCUGCACCACGCCAUGAUCGACCGCGUCUGGUGGAUCUGGCAGAUGCAGGACCUGUCCGCCCGGCUCAAGGCCGUCGGCGGCACCGUCGUCGGCUCCCGCGGCCGCUCCGGCUCCGCCAGCGACCCCAUCAACCUGGGCGUCAACGGCGACGCCAUCACCAUCGGCGACAUGCUCACCACCAUGGGCGGUCUGAACGGCGAGCUGUGCUACAUCUAUGUCUAG
Thyridium curvatum is the source of this 1287-nucleotide messenger RNA. RefSeq lists its product as uncharacterized. Gene Ontology annotation, molecular function: oxidoreductase activity. The record is from RefSeq and is a predicted model, not a curated record. The transcript is spliced from 2 exons. Bases 1 to 1287 code for a protein of 428 amino acids. NCBI's taxonomy places the organism in Eukaryota, Fungi, Ascomycota, Sordariomycetes, Thyridiales, Thyridiaceae.